GGUAAGAAUGUUAAAAAUUGACAUAAAUAUAAAUAUUUUUGGCUUUUGAAAUAAAACAUGUUAUGAUACCGCUGGCUAACAAAUCCAUCGGAUAGAACGCAUAGAAUGUUCAAAUCGGCCAAAUCUAUUCAAGUUUCAGGAUGACAUUAACAAGAUAACCUCCAGCAGUUAUAAAGAUGUCCAGUUAAUAAAUUAAUUAUUGAUUUGUUCAUGCACGAGUGUUUAUUCCACAGUUGACACCGUUUCCAUUGAAGUGCCGAGUACAGUCGGAAGGUUAAGAGCCCGUUAUCACCUGUUAUCAGGCGUACCUUGUGACGCCCCAUUUGUUCGUUUGACCUGACACGAGUUAUCAGUACCAGCGCGAUAACCAAGCCAUCGUCACGGUCUACCUGUGGUACCUUAACAAUUGUUUUCUAUUACAAUUUUGUGAACAAAAAACUCUUGACUUUGGCUUUAAAACAUCCCCUUUUUAUGUGAAGUGUGUUUAAGAGGUGAGCAUGAGUGACAAAGCGAUUUUUCUUGUUAAGGUUAUGUUUUGAACUUUGACGUUUUGGGAGUUCAUCGUUUUAAGUCAAGAGUGAGUUGUGAAAAUUUUAAUGUUUGACAUAUAGGUAAUUUAACUAGGCAGGAUACUUAAAUCAAGUGAUAAGCAAAAAGUGUAGUGUGAAAAUAAACAGUGAAGUGUUGUUUAGUGCUUUUUUUAAAGUGUUGUGUCAAAUCCGCCAUUGUUAAUUCGAAAUGGAGGCGGUCCAAUCUAAGCUCCAGUCUCCAAAAGUGCAGUGCAGUGAAGUGAAUGAAAAGGAAGUGUCAGUGAAGGUCGAGGAGGAUGUGGAGGAGGUGGCCAGUAGAGGGAGCCAACGGGAGAACAGGCUGACCAGCAUCAUCGACCAGCUGAGGUGCCAGAGUGAGAUGAAAGGAAACGUCCAGCGGGAUUCCUUUGCCUUCACUUCUAGUAACGGUACAAGGAACAAGUGAAGCAGCAUGUAUAAAGUCGGGCAGUCGUCGCUGCGCCUGCGCAUGACACCACAAUGAAACCUUUCACCCGCCGCUACCUGCGCUAAUCUACAUCUUUAAUACGUUUCCUUUUACGCCCUGUAGAUAUGGCGCUGUUGUUCGUAAUCAAAAAUAAAUAUUUAUAUUCUAAAGAUUUAGAUUUGAGUAAGAGUGUAUAUAGUUAAUGCAAGUUCAUCUUGACAUCUAUAGUUGAAAUGAGAGUUUUUUAGUCUAAAAAGUGGCUGGGUUCACCUCAUCAUUUUUAUAGUAUAUCAAAUUUACGUUUUUAUAACAUUGCAAUUAUUUCAGCGUUGUGUUUUGGUCUUCAUCAAAAAUUAACUUGUAAUGUUUAAUUUUGAUAUGCAGAUUAAGAGGAUAGUUUGUUACUUAGUUCACCGUCAUCCAAGAUAAUAACUAAAACCUUUUUUUUAUAUAAAUGGACAUUUGAA
Messenger RNA from Trichoplusia ni (cabbage looper), 1442 nucleotides. RefSeq lists its product as uncharacterized. Bases 739 to 975 code for a protein of 78 amino acids. Lineage: Eukaryota; Metazoa; Arthropoda; Insecta; Lepidoptera; Noctuidae. The transcript has 4 exons. The record is from RefSeq and is a predicted model, not a curated record.